This is a messenger RNA of Helianthus annuus (common sunflower), 246 nucleotides long. Lineage: Eukaryota; Viridiplantae; Streptophyta; Magnoliopsida; Asterales; Asteraceae. The record is from the annotation of a RefSeq genome assembly.
AUGUCGCAUUCAGUAAAGAUUUAUGAUACAUGUAUCGGGUGUACUCAAUGUGUCCGAGCCUGUCCUACGGAUGUAUUAGAAAUGAUACCUUGGGACGGAUGUAAAGCCAAACAAAUAGCUUCUGCUCCAAGAACAGAGGAUUGUGUCGGUUGUAAGAGAUGUGAAUCCGCCUGCCCAACAGAUUUCUUGAGUGUUCGCGUUUAUUUAUGGCAUGAAACAACCCGCAGCAUGGGUAUAGCUUAUUAA